This is a messenger RNA of Priceomyces carsonii, 1698 nucleotides long. RefSeq lists its product as uncharacterized. The transcript has a single exon. Bases 1 to 1698 code for a protein of 565 amino acids. NCBI's taxonomy places the organism in Eukaryota, Fungi, Ascomycota, Pichiomycetes, Serinales, Debaryomycetaceae. The record is from RefSeq and is a predicted model, not a curated record.
AUGCCUCCUGUCAAGCUCCCAAGGGCUACAUUGGAACAGAAAAUUCAAAUUCUAGAUUUCUAUCAUCACUCUAAUAGGCCACAGCUGGAGACAGUGGAUAGAUAUAAGAACGAAAUAUCAAUAUCAACUUCUUCUUUUAGUGAAUGGUUGAAAAAUGAAGAAGAAUUGAGGGAGCGCUUGAACCAGGCCGGAUCAUCGUUUUCAAAGAAUAGCAGACGAAAAGUUAAAUUUAAAUACGAAAAAAUUAACAGGGCAAUGGAUCUCUUGGUGAAACAGAAGCUUGAGAGAAAUGAGCCUAUAAAUGAACCUAUAUUGAGAGAAUACUGGUCAAUUUAUGCACACCAAUAUGGCGUCGAUGACCCCAAAAGAUUGGUAGGUUUCAGCCAUGGAUGGUUGAGUCAGUUCAAAAAAAGACAUGGUUUAAACAAGAAAAGGAUGAGUGGGACCUUGGCAGGUAACGAGGUUCCAUCUCACAACACGAAUAGCAUUUCAGGUACUACGACAACCUCAAGUUCGACUGAUCCAGUUGAAGUCUACAAUUCUAAUUUUAAUACAUCAGGGAACCAGACAGCUGCCCCGGUAAGCCUCACUGCAAAUUCAAAUGGUAGCAGUACUGAGUCCGGAAGGAAUGCCUCAGUACCCGACGAAAGUCGUAGUCCAGGCGAUUUUACCGCCAAUACAACGCCACCUACUUAUGAUCUAAUGGAUCCUCUGACUACAAACUCACAAGGAAGGCAGUUUCAUACACAACAUGGGCUCAAUUUCUCAAAUGGGUCCUCAAAUCUUAACAUUUCAAGUUUUGCAUUAUACCAACAACAGCAACAACACGCUCAACAGCGCCAGCAACAACAGCAACAACAGCAUUUCAACCCUGGCACGCAGAAAGAUAUUACUUCAAAUAAUGACAACGCAGCAAUGUAUGACUAUCAGCAUCAUUAUCGAGCGCAAUUCGAAAAGCAGAAGCAGUACAAGCAACAACAACAGCAACAGCAACAAGUCCAGCAGGCGCAAGCUCAAGUUCAACAGCAGCAACAACAACAGCAACAGCAACAAGUCCAGCAGGCCCAAGCUCAAGUUCAACAGCAACAGCAACAACAGCAGCAGCAAAGGUUGACAAGGUCGAAUGCUAGGGCUGGCUUAGGGGGGACCUCAAGCGUUCUGAAUACUGACCCGGGUGCUCCCGCAUCACAUCCAGAGAUCGAAAGCGGACUGAAUAUCAGUGCCUCUGAUAUUGAAAGAUUCAUUUAUAUGUUUGCAGAUAGGUUCUUCCAUGAUCAUCAGUAUGAAUACCCUCAAACUGUUACCAUAUUUCAAAAAUUUAAAAAUUCAUUUUUCAAUGAGAGAAUUACCAAUAUUAGAUCGUUGCAACAGCGUCAUCAGCAACUGCAAAUAAUCCAACAGACAGGAGUAGAUGCUCCAGUUCAACUUCAGCCUAGACAAUCUCCGCAACAUGUUCAACUUCAGCAAACUGCUCUGCAGCAGAUUUCUGGGAUCGACGAUUUCUUCUUACGAGCAGCAGUUACAUCACUGCAACCUCGAAACGAUGGAUCCUCUUCUACGACAAGUGAUUCUUUACACGAAAGAAUUACGAGAAAUCUGGCGGAUGACACUAUACUCUCGAAUGGCGUUAAUAAUAUCGCUUCCAACAGUUCGGGAACAGGCAAAACAUGGAAGAACGACAAGGUAGACAUGAACUAG